AUGGGGAAGGACCCUCAGCUUCCGCAUGCGCACUCCGGUUCGGCCCACACCGAACUCCCGUCCCUGCCGCCUCCCGCGCACGCGUGGGGCCGAACCAAGUCGUUCCAGCAGCAGGACUCGGGGGGUGCGGGGAGCUCGGGCAGCGGCGGGGGAUUUCGAUCAUGGUACAACACAAAGGGCGGGCUGCCCUUGCAGGUAGGCUCGCAUGACGACGACGCGGACAAGGCAGCUGGCGGCCGCGUGGGGAGUGGCAGUGAGAAGAAAGGAGAGUUCAAUCAGCAGGGGCAGCAGGGGCAGCCAGGUGAGCCCUUGAAAACGCAUCUACCGGCGUCUAUGCAGCCCCACCCGCCGUCGUUACAGCCCCCGCCUCAGUCGCGCCCGCAGAGCCUGUUCCGCAAGCCGCCUCCGCUGAUGGUACCUGCGGGGGGGGACACGAAGCUGGCGGGGAGCAGCAGCACGGGGGGGGGCGCGGGGGAUGCGCGGGGUAGCGGAGCGGCGCAGGCGGCGGCGGGGGGCGAGUCGCGGAUGAAAGGGGUGGCGUCGGUAUUUAAGAAAGGCAUGUGGAAGUUCGGGGGGUUGCGGAAAGAAAAGGAUAGCGCCGCCUCUAGCGGUGCCGCCACCUCCGCCACCAGCAACAGCAGCAGUAAGGGGGGAGCGGAAGCGCAGGCGGCAAGCCCGAGGCACUUUUACUCGGGUCCCUUCCCCUUCCCCGCGGACAGGCGCAAGACGACAGAGGCGCGGCGGUCGCAGCUGCGGCAGGGGCUGACGCCGCUGCAGGGCGUCGGCUCUCCGCCGUCGUCGUCGCUCGCGGUGUCCGUUACGUCGGAUACGCACAGCACGGACAGCGACGGGGUUACCAGCGGGUUCAAUUCGCACGCUGCGGCGUCGCACGAGGUGCUGUCGCCGCUGCCUCCGCAUGUAAAGUCGCCGUUGGUCGGAGACAAGCCGAAAAAGAAGGGGCUUCUAGACUGGGACUUGCUAUCUCCUAACGCGGGGGGCCUGCUCGGGAGUAAGCGCAGCGCGAAGCCGUCGGCGCAGCAGCAGCAGGAAGCGGCGGCGACUGCGGCGGCGGCGCUAUUGAGCGGCAGUCGCAGCGGACGGCACGCAGACUCGCUGGCGGCGCAAGGGCGGGGUGUUAGCAGCGGUGCUAUUAGCGGGCCGAUACUACCGGGGAUGAUGCCGGGGCGGCUGGGCAGUAAGGGCGCCAGUAACCCUCCUGCUGAUGACAAGUCUCUCGAUAUAAGCUUCCUGCGAUUGCGGCAAGUCGAGUCGCGCCUCUCCGCGCACUUCCCUACCACUCCGCCGUCCGCGUCGGCGGCGGAAAAGCACCCCCUACCCUCCCCCACUCCCCCGCACGCGGGGCGCGGAGACACCCCGCAGCGUCCGCAGACGCCGGAAGAUCCGGGCGGACCGGAUUCGGCGCGCAAUCGAAUCCGAGUGAAGGGGUCCAGCAUGAAAGCGGAGAACGAGUCGCCCUCGUUUCAGUCACGCGCAGCGGGCGCCGCCUCUGGUGAUUUCCCCGACGCGCCCGGGGGCAGCAUGCGCGGGGGCGGAAGCGGAGGCGCGGGGGAUUCCGCGGGGAAGUCAGGUCGUGGAGGCGCGGGCGGUUUUGCGGGGGGAGCGGGAGAGACUAUGAUAGAGGUGGAGGUGGAGGAGAUAGGCGAGGGCGGGGAGAUUAAGACUAAGACCAUCCCGGCGCGGCUUCUAGAAGCCACGGUGGUGCAUCAGGGCCCUUCGGGGAGGACAGUAUCGGGUCGCAUUAUGUUGGAGACGGGCGAGGUGAUGGUGGUUCAGCGGCGCUUGGGCCGCACGCGGUCGCGCGCACUGGAGGAAGCGGUGAAGAUGGCGAUGGGCGGGGACGCUGAAGCGGAGAGCGCCACUCCGGGCGCUCUUGCUUCCGCCGAUCCCCCGCUCUCCCCGCUGGACGCGGCGCAGCCGCGCGCAGACGACGCGGCGCUCACGCCAGGGUCGCGCGGAGGGGCUCCCGCCAAUGUCACUCCGCGUAGCAGAGCCAGAGGCGCGCGCGCUGGGGGAAAAGAGGCGGGGGAGGGCGGGGCGGGCGCGCUGGAGUCCCCUGUGGGCGCUGCAGCGAGCCCCGCGGGGGGAGAGAAGCAGCGGCGCCCGCGGGAGCGCAGGCGGACGCGGUCGCGGUCAGGCAUGGAGGAGAUUCUGCAGGCGGUCGAGGGCGCAGCGGAGGGCGCGGGGGGCGCGGGGGGCGCGCGCACCCCUGUGAGUCCCUAUCGGGGGAAGUCGUUUGGGCGGGGCGAGGACGCGGAGAGGAGGGAGAGGCGGCGGGAGAGGGGCAAGGAGGGGGCAUCCCCGCGGGAGAAGGGCGGAGCAGGGGCUGCGGGGGGUGAUGGCGCAGCAGCGCAGAUCAGACACGCAACGCCACCCCCCUCGCGGCCGCCAGGGGAGAGGAGCUACAGUAGAAGCCGGUCGAGGCGAGUGGCGGAGGAAGGGGGAAGAGGGGCGGGGGAGGAAGGGGGCGGGGCGGGGAGAGGCAAACCAGCCAGGUCGCCGAUUGGGGGGAGGGGGAACAGGCGGAGGCGGAGCGUUUCAAGGGUGGGGGAGGAGUUUGGCGCAAUUACUCCGCCUACAGGCACGCCCACUGCGCUCACCCCCACUGGUGUUUCCCCCAUGGCCGUUUCCCCCGGAUUUGUUCCCCCAGCCUUGUCCACUGGGGGGGGCGCGGGGAGCAAAGGGGGAGACGGGGCGGAAGGCGCGGUUACGGAUAUGUUUGAAGGGUUUCAGGUGGGUGCUGUGGUUGACAGAGUGGCGGAGCGGUUGCAGAAGCAGGGGGAGAAGCGGAGGGAGAGGGCAGGGGGAAGGGGCGGGAAGGAGGAUCGGGGGACGCGGAAAGUGCGGAAGGAUGAAUGGGAGAGGAUUAAAGAGCGGGAGAGGGGCGCGGAGAAGGGCGGACGGGCGGUUGAAAACGGGGAGAGGGCGGAGAGGGGGAGGAAGAGGGAUGAGGAUGUGAGGGCGAAGGGAGUGGAGGCGGGAGGAGAGAAGGAAGGGGAGAAGGCAAAUGAAGGGGAAAGAGAGGAGAGGAGGGAGAAGGAUGAUGGCAAGCAACAGGAAGCAGAGGGAGCUGAGACCGUGGGGGCCAUUGGGGGUAGUACGGAGGGAGGUAUGGAGGGAGGUACGGAGGGGGUUGAUUCAUUGGGAGCUCAUUUGACGGAACAAGAGAAGGAGGGAGAUGGAAAGGAUGGUAGUGCAGUGGUGAGGGAAGGCACAGAGGCAGCAGCGGCGGCGGAGAGCAGAGAGGAAAUGGAGGCGGGGGAGAAGGCGCUCCAGCAGCAGGAGGUGGCAGUCGCAGCUGCCGAGGGCGCCACAGCAGCAGCCGCCCCUGCUACAGCCCUCCCUGCAGGCCCACUGCCAACGGUGCCUGUGGCGGGAGCGGGGGGAGCGGGGGGAGCGGGCAUGGACGAGGAGGAGCGCAAGGUGCUGCAACUCAAGGGGCUGGCGCGCCCCUCCGCGCUUGCUGUCGCCAUGUUCUCCCCCACCUCCGCGCGCCUCAUCUCCCCCUCCGCCACCACCUCUCAAACCACCUCCCCCCAUGCCGCCUCCCCCGGGUCCGCCCGCCUCGUCUCCCCCACCUCCGCCAGCAUCCUCUCCCCCACAGGUGCCGCCUCAGGUGCCGCCUCAGGUGCUCCUUCAGGUGCUCCGUCAGGUGCCGUUUCCCCUGCUGUUGUGUCGCCUGCCAGCCAGCCGUCGCCAGGGUCGGUGCGAGCGGGUCUCUUCUCAUCGGCAGCGGGUGCUGCAGCAGCCGUGGGAGGGGGCGUGCUGAGAGCACUCACUCACAGCAAGUGGCGUGGUGGCGCCGCUGCUGCCAGUCCCGUCAGCAGCAGCAGCAGCAGCAGCAACGCGCCUGCAGCAGCAGCAGCAGUGGUGUCUCCUACCGGUGACACUGACGCGGCUCUGAUGCAACAGGCGGCGGAAGCAGCUGCUGCGUUUGCGGCUGCGGGGAGCAGCGGGCAGGGGAGCGGAGGCGGAGAGGGGGGCGCGGGCGCGGGGGCGGAAGAGAUGCAGGCGCGGACGGCCGUGGGGAAGGCGAUAGUGCAGAGCCGGCUGGCGCAGGCGCGGCGCUGUGUGACAGUGGGGGAGCUGGACGUUAGCAACAAGCUUGCUGCGCGGAAGAAGGGGCAGUGGGGGCGGACGGGGCCGGGGAGCGGCAAGGAGAGAGAAGGAGACGUGCUGAGCCCGUGGGACCGGCUCAAGGAGACGCGGAAACUGAUGCCUCUGGCGAGUUUCAGAGGGCGGGAUGGGGAGGGCGAGGAGGAGGGCGGGCAUGUGGGACUCAUGGCAAAGCUCAUGGGGCGCAGGGAGAGGGGCGCGCAUCAUGGGGGAGGUGCCGAGGGGGGAGGCGGGGGGAAGGAAGGAGGGGAGGGGAAGGGCGGGGCCGGGGGCGGGGGCGGGGAUGGUGGCGGAGAGGGGGGCGAGGGCAGGGGCGUGAGGCGGAUGGGGUCUUUGGAGACAGGGAUGAGGCUGGUGAUGGAAGGUGGGGGGGAUGGAGGGGAGGCGAGGGCUAUGGAGGGUGUGAGAGGAGGUGGUGGUGAGGUAAGUGUGGGGGAUGUGGAGAUGGGGAAGAGGGAGGAGGAGGAGGGAGAGAGAAGGGAGAGAGUUGGUGGGGAAGGAAGGGAAGAAGGAGACAGGAUGGAAAGCGAGAGGCUGAAAGGGAGACAGGAGGAGGAGAGGAGGGAGGGGGAGAGGAGGGAGGAGGAGAGGAGGGAGGAGGAGAGGAGGAAGGAGGAGAGGAGGGAGGAGGAGAGGAGGGAGGAGGAGAGAAGGGAGGAGGAGAGAAGGGAGCGACUUAAGGUGGAGGAGGAAAGGAAAGAGGAGGAGACGAAUAAUGAAGGAGCGAGAAGAGGAGGAGAGAAGGGAAAAGGAGAGGGAGGAGGAGAGAAGGGAGAAGGAGAGGGAGGAGGAGGAGAGAAGGGAAAAGGAGAGGGAGGAGGAGGAGAGACGGGAAAAGGAGAGGGAGGAGGAGGAGAGAGAGAGAAAGAGAGGAAGGAGGAGGAGAGAAGAGAAAGGGAGAGAGAGGAGGAGGAGAUAAGACAGAAGGAGAAAGCAGAAAACGAGAGGAAGGAAAGGGAGAGAGAGGAGCAAGAGAGGAGGGAAAAGGAAGAAGAGGAGGAGAGGAUGAGAUUGGAGACAGAGGAAGGGGAGAGAUGGGAACGAGAGCAAGAGGAAGAGGAGAGGCGAGAGAUGGAGAGGCAGGAGGGAGGCAGAAGAGGGGGUGACAAGGGGCAAGAGCAGGAGGCGAGGGGAGGGGGGUUGCGGGAGAAAGACAGGGGGGGCAAGAGCGAGCAGGAGCAGCUGCUGCUGCAGUUUUUGGAUGAAGAGUGCCGGAGAGAAGAAGGGUGGCGCGGUGGUGACCAGGGGCGAGGGAGAGCGCAACGGGGGGGUGAUGCUGGGAGUGGUGAGGGGAGGGUGGAGGGCAGCGGAAGGAGAGGGAAGGCGGCAGAAGAGGAUGAGGAGACGGAGGAUGAGGAAGAAAGAGAGACUGGCGAAGCAGGAAAGGAUGCAGCAGGUGUGGUGGUGGAGGAGGGAGAGGAGGGUGUGUUUGGGGAAGUGAGCGAUGGGGAGAUGGAGGUUGAGAGUGGUAGAGGGGAGGGUGGGGUGGUGGGGAUGGGGAGAGGCAAGGGGGUUACUGCAAGGGGGGGUGAGUGGGAAGGAGCGGAAUGGGAGGAGGAGGAGGAGGAGAAAAGAGCUGGUGAGACUGAGGGUGGUUAUAGAGAGAGGGAAGGAGAGGAGAGAGAGGAGGGAGUGGAGGGAGAAUGGGAAGAGGGAGAGGGAAUGGUGGUGGAGGAGAAGGGAGAUGAGGAGGGUGGGGGAGAGAAACGGGAAAAGGGCGGGCAGGGAGAAAGGGAGAUCGAAAGGGAUGAUGGAGGAGAGGGGGAUGGCGUGGAGGAGGAAGGAGUGGAGAAAGCAGGGGAGGAGGGGGAUGCGGAGGAAGCUGGGGAGGCGGCAGGGGAAGGGGCAGAGGAGGGGGCACGAGGGGAAGGGGCAGAGGAGGGGGCACGGGAGGGAGCAGGGGAAGGGGCAGGAGAGGCGGCAGGAGAGGCGGCAGGAAUGGAGAUGGAACCAGAGGUGCUGUUGAUGCGGCAGGAGGGCAUUCGCGGACCCGUGAGAAGGAGCACAGGCAGGCUCGCGAGUGAUGGGGAGGUGGACGGGGUGGAGGAUGAUGAAGAGGGGGAUUUUCUAGAUGAUGAGUAUGAUGAUGAGGGGGAGUAUGAGGGGGAGGAGGAGGUUUACAGUGAUGAGUAUACGGAUGAGGAAGGGGAGUAUGAGGAGGAAUAUGAUGAGGAGUAUGAGGGGGAGUAUGAUGAAGAGUAUGACGAGGAAUACGACGAGGAGGGAGAGUAUGAGUAUGAUGACGAGGGGGAGUAUGAGGAGGGGGAAUACGAGGAGGGAGAGUAUGAAGAUGAGGAGGACUAUGAUGAGGAAGAGGUGGGGGAGGGGGAGGAGUUAGAGGGGGGUGUGGGUGUAGGCCGGGGCAGGGGUGCAGCAGCAGCGGGAGCAGCAGCAGCAGGUGGGGUGGUGGGUAGAAGGCGGGUGGGUGGGCCGGUGGGAGGAGCGGGUGGGAGAGGCAGGGGAGUGGGCAGGGGCAGGCCGCCCAGACCCCCGGGAGGGGUGCAGAGACCUGUGGGGGCGCGCGGGGGGCAGGUGGGGGAGCAUGGGGAGGAGGAGGAAGGGGAGUUUGAGGAUGAGUAUGAGGAUGAGGAGGGGUUGCAUGAGAUGGAAGAGGAAGGGGAGUGGACAGAGGACGAUGCUGAUUUGGAUGAUGAGGAGUUGGGUGCGGAGGAGGAGGAAGAGGACUUUUUGGAAGAGGAGGGGGACGAGGUGGGACCGAUGGUGCCAAGGAGGAGAAUGACAGGGCGGAGAGGCAGGUACAGGGAUCAUGUGGAUGACGAGGAGGAGUACGAUGAUGAGUAUGAUGACGGGGACUUGGAUUUCAUCGAUGAUUAUGAUGAGGAGGACGAUGGGUUGGGGGAGGGAGGCGGAGAGGAGGAAGAGGAGGAGCGGCCGCCAGAGCUGAUGUACGUUCGCUCGCUGUCCACGCUUCGCCGGCCGGAAAUCGCGCAGAUGCAGGGCGGCGGCGUGACGCCCGCUGCCCGGCAGGUGUACUACGAGUUUGGGCCGAUCGGGGCGGCGAGGGUGCGCGCGCAGCAGUGCCGCGACCACUGGUCGUGGCUCUUCAUGCAGUAUCUAGAAACCAUGCUGCCUCGCCUGGCAGUGCAAGACGACGACGAUAUCAUGAGUCUCACCAGCACGGGGGAUCAUCUAGACGAUGACGAUAAUCUCGCCUUCCCCAGCGCGGCUAGUAGCACUGCGUUUGGGAGCAGCAGAGGUGCGACGACGGCGGUGGCCGGAGGAGCAGGCGGGGGUGCGUGGCCGGAGGGAGGCCCGGGAGUGAGAGUGCUGCGGCCGGUGGGGCGGACCAACCGGAACUGGUCGGUGGCGGGCGCGCUGAGGGAGUUUGAAUGGGUGAAGCGCAAGUUCCGGGGGGUGGCGGAGAGUAGCGAGCGGUUGAACGAGGUGCACGUGGGUGAGGCGUUUGUGGCGGGGCUGUCGGUGUGGCUCAAGUACUGGGAGCAGUGGGGGGAGAACCGACCCAAGUGGCAGGGCGAGGAGGACGACGACAAUGAAGACGACCCAGCAGUACCCGGUGGGGGGGGAGGAGGUGGGGGUGCUGGUGCUGGUGGUGCCGGUGGUGGUGCUGGUGGUGCCGGUGGCAGUCUAGGGGGCAUGUCUCCUGUGAGGUUCAAUGACUCUGCUACUAGUUCCCCCUGGAGGGACCUGCCUAACAGCUCCAACAGCUCGCCCUGGCGCGGGGACAGGGACGACGGGGGGGACGGCAGGGGCAGAUACGCGCACAGUGACCUGGGGGGCGGAGGGGGAGGUUAUGCGGGGAGCGCGGGAGGCGGGGGGUACGGCAGUGGGAGGCGACCAAGUAGCGUGGCAGCGGGGUUGUCGGGAGCAGGAGGGGACGUGCAUACGUACGGGCCCAAGCGCUGGGGCCCGGAGGGUAGCCUGCAGUCUCGCCUUGUUGCGGAGGCGCUGGGAACAGGACAAGCGCUGCCCACCACGUGCCAGCACGAUGAUAUUCUCCGGGUGGCGGGGCUGGCAGCAGCAAUCAGCAGCUGGCAGCCGUCCACUGCGUGCAUGUGCCUGCUGCGCCUACUGGACCGCAUGGCCCAGUUUGAACUGCUCUCCCUCGGGAUUACCAUCUCGCCGCACCGCGACGCCGCUGCUGUUGCCGCCGCCACGGCAGCGGCUUCGGGGAGUCACGGGUCGGUGAGAGGAGGAGGGGGAGCGCUGGGGCCGUCAGCACGGCACCACCUGGCGGGGAUUGGCAAUGAGGGGAGCAUGCCGUCGUCGCCUGCUGGGUCGCGGCGGCGCUCGGAGAGUUUUACGAUGGGCGGUGGGGGACUGGCGGAGCAGACCGGGCCUAUUCCGACAUCGUUCAGCGGGCUGGGGUCUGCUUUUGGCGCGGCGGUGGCAGCGGCGCCGGCGCAGCAGCAGGCGGCAGCAGCACAGGAGGCUUCGGCAGCGGCAGCAGCGGCACCACCGCCGCCGCCACAGAAGAAGUCAGGAGGCGGGUUGCUUGCUUUCACAGCGAAUUUCACCCGCCCGACCACUCCCUUCUUUGGCAUCGGGUCCUCCUCUGCUGCCUCCCACCCCGCCCCCCCGCCCCCUGAACCCACUCCGCCGUCCGCCCCGCCGUCCAAUGUGAGCUCGCCACCUGUCUCGGACCUGUCAGGAGGCCCGACGGUCGCCGUGGGGCCUAUGGGAAUGGCAGGGAUGGGGUUGGUGCGGGCGCCUGCAAACCUCCCUGCGUGCCGAGCGUUCGUGAUGGCAUGCCUCAAGGCCAUUCUCUCGUCCCAGUACGAGAAAUCAGGAGGUGCAGCGGCGGCCAGCAGGAGAGCCAUGUCGGCAGCAGCAGCGGCAGCAGCGUCCGCGGGGGGGGGAGGAGCGUUGUCGGGCGCGGACGGAGCGCUGCUGUCCGUGCGGUCAGCAGGGCGCAAGCCCUGGUGCCCCAUCCGCCUCUCCAGCCUGGCGGAGGUGGCGCUAGCGGAGGGCAUCGCGCGCGCGAAGCACAGCGACCUAGUAGAGCGGUGCGAGGAGAUCGACCGGCUGUAUGACUCCCUGGGGCUGGGACCGGGCCUGCUAGCCAUGAACCUAGCGGCUGAGAUGCGGGAGCUGCAUUUCCUGCACCCGGGGGAUCUGAUCUCGCUGGCUCUGCACUACGAGCAUAUCGGGCUGGAGGAGGCUGCUUUCCACGUGUGCCUACGGGCCGUGGCGUCUGGGAGGCUCACCACGGACGGGUUUGACCAUGUGAUCCGCAUGGUGUUUCUGGGCAGCGGGGCCGAGUCGAUCAACGCGCGCUUCGCACGGCUGGCAACGGCGGUCAAGAAUGCGCACAUCGCCAACGUGGAGGCCACGGGCGCGGCGGCGGGCGCGCGCGCUUCCUCCUACAUCGCAGAGUUCGCGGACGCGAUGCUGAGAAACGGCGAGCUGAAGCAGCACCACCCGUGGGCGUACGAGGUCACGCUCAAUUUCCUCCGCAUGAACACGCGUGGCGGCGGCCUGGGCGCCGGUGCAGGCCUCGGGGGGCUAGCGGCCGGUGCGGGAGACUGGCGGGAGCGGGAGCUCUGCGCACUAGUGACACUCAACCGCUGGCUGGGGCUGACAGCGGCAGGGGGGGUAGCGGGAGGGCUGGCGGGGGGAGAGAAGUCGCUGGAAGCGGCGCAGGACAGAGCGGUAGAGAUAGUGGAGCAGAUGGCUCAGCCCGAGGUGACGGUGGGGUGGGCGGUGUGGUUGAGGAUCGGCAAGACGGUGGAGACGGAGCAUAACCUGCCCGUGCUGCUGGAGUCCAUGCAAGUCAAGUCCAUCAUGCACGUCUAUGAGAGCAUAGAGGAGGACGGCACGUGCCAGGACGCGCAGCAGCUGGAAGUAUUCGACUGGGGGUUGCGCGGCAUCCUGGUGGGGCUACCAGACAAGGACCCCGCAGCCGCGCUGCUGGAAGUGAUCUACCCGCUGGAGGAGGAGAAGGCGGAUCUGACUCUCGCCAUGGCUGCGCGCCUGGCUGCCACGUCGUCGCCGGUGGAUAGCCGCAUGUGGCCGCUGGCCAAUACCACGUCGUUUGUUGCCCAGCUACUCGUGCUCACUGAUGGAUGGGUGUUGGACCAGAGGCAGAUGUCGCGGGCGGUGAACGUGGCGACCAGGCUGUGGGGGUGGGCCAUGCCCAAGCGCUCCCAGCUCAUGGAGCAAUGCGAGACUGCGGACGAGGCAAGGGAGGUGAUGGAGCGCAGUGCAGCUUCCAUCUGGCGCUCCGUUGCUGCCUCAGGAGCACAGCCGGGAGCGUCCUAG
Messenger RNA from Closterium sp. Yama58-4, 10374 nucleotides. The record is from the annotation of a GenBank genome assembly. NCBI's taxonomy places the organism in Eukaryota, Viridiplantae, Streptophyta, Zygnematophyceae, Desmidiales, Closteriaceae.